Messenger RNA from Symphalangus syndactylus (siamang), 2270 nucleotides. Its product is annotated as small ubiquitin-related modifier 2-like. Gene Ontology annotation, molecular function: protein binding. The record is from RefSeq and is a predicted model, not a curated record. Lineage: Eukaryota; Metazoa; Chordata; Mammalia; Primates; Hylobatidae.
CAGGAGGCAGAGGUUGCAGUGAGCCAAGAUCACACCACUGCACUCCAGCAUGGGCAACAGAAGGAGGCUCCAUCUCAAAAAAAAAAAAAAAAGUUGUUGUGCAGGUGCACACAGGGUGGGGGGAGGGAGCACAUAAUGCCACGCACCCUCUCCCUCGUCCAGCACUGCAGCCUCCUUCUGCAGCUCUUGGUGCUGCUUGUGUGCUCGUUCAGUGAGGACCUGGUACCUCUUUUGUGAAGUGGCAGCUGAGGAGACUCCGGAGCUCACCAUGGCUGGCGAAAAGCCCAAGGAAGGAGUCAAGACUGAGAACAACGAUCAUAUUAAUUUGAAGGUGGUGGGGCAGGAUGGUUCUGUGGUGCAGUUUAAGAUUAAAAGGCAUACAUCACUUAGUAAACUAAUGAAAGCGUAUUGUGAACAACAGGGAUUGUCAGUGGGGCAGAUCAGAUUCCGAUUUGACAGGCAACAAAUCAAUGAAACAGACUUACCUGCACAGUUUGAAAUAGAGGAUGAAGAUACAAUUGAUGUGUUCCAACAGCAGAUGGGAGGUGUCUACUGAGAAGGGAACCUGCUUCGUUACUCCAGAACUCUUUUCUUUUCAGACCAACAUGACAUUCUCAGUUAGAAAACUGCAAUUUGGUUCCACCACAUCCUGACUACUACAGUAUAGUUUUCUCUAUUAUUUAAUUUCCCCCUUCCCCAUUCCUUUAUUGUACAUAAAGUAAUUGGUAUAUGUGCACAAGCAUAUUGCAUUUUUUUAACUAAACAGCCAAUGGUAUGUUUUGAUUGACAUCACAUGGAGACGGGAUAGGGAAAAAUACUGAUUUUGUGAAAAUGCCCCUUUCUCCUUUAGUGGCAUGCUCAUUCAGCUCUUAUCUUUCUAUUCCAGUAAGUUAUUUUGCUUUUACUGUUUUAACAAAAAAAAAAAAAAAACAUAAAAAUCCUUGUAUACCUUGUUCAAUUGGAGAAUUUUAAUGUUUUUCAUUUAUCCUUGUUAAACCAAGGAUGGUUUUAUAACUCUUUUGUACGUAGAUGUUAUAUGUAGGGGAAUCUGUCUUUAAGUAGGGAUAAAUUACUCUAAAACAAACAAACAAAAAGUAAUCCUAUGGCUGGGCUCAGUGGCUCAUACCUGUAAUCCUAGCAGUUUGGGAGGCCGAGGCAGGCAGAUCACUUGAGGUCAGGAGUUCGAAACCAGCCUGGCCAACAUGGUAAAACCCUGUCUCUACUAAAAAUACAAAAAAAAUUAGCCGAGUGUGCCUGUAAUCUCAGCUACUCGGGAGGCUGAGGUGGGAGAAUCACUUGAACCCGAGAGGCGGGGGUUGCAGUGAGCCGAGAUCGGGCCACUGCACUGCUACAGAGCAAAACUCUGUCUCAAAAAAAAAAAAAAAAAAAAAAAAAAAGAAUCCUAGAUACUUUUCCCUUCACAUGUCUUGUUUAAAUAAACUUUUUGCUUAAAAUUAAAAAAAAAAAAAUUGUUGUGCAAAGCAAAACGAGUAUGUGGGAUGUUACAUCAAUUUCUCUUUGGUCAGAUUUAUAUAGAGGCAAGCCUAAGUCACAGAGAAUUGCUUUUAUUAUGCCUGAGGAAUGUAUCUUAAACAUGGGACAUGCUGCUCAAAAAUGGGCCUAACUUUGUUAGAUGUUUUAAGGAAACUAAGCUUCCACAUCCAUGUGCCUACCUGCCAGCUGGGCACACCCACACCAUAUCUCAUAGACACUUGCCCCAGACUGAGGUAAUCUUUCUCAUUAAAACUGCUCUCUUUCUAGUCUUCCCCAUUUCUGUGAAUUAGGUAUCAUCAGUUGCCAAGCUUGAAAUCUGGGCAUCUUCCUUGCCCCCUUCGUUUUUCUCACAACCUCCCACAUCUAAUAAAAAUUAACAAGGCCUCUGUCUGUCCACUCCAAGACUUUUACACAAAUGUUCAAAGCAGAUUUAUCCAUCAUAGGCCAAAUGUAGGAAUAAUCCAAGUGUUCAUCAACUUGUAAAUGGAGAAAUGAAAUGUUGUAUUUCUAUACAAUAGAAUACUAUUCUGCAAUAAACAGGAAUUAACUAUUGAAACAUGCUACAACACAGAUGGACCUCAAAAACAUUAUGCUAAGUAAAGGAAGCCAGACACAAAAGAUUACAUAUUGUGAUUCAAGUUAUUUGAAAUAUCUAGAAAAGGAAAAUCUAUAGAGACAAAAAGGAGAUCAGUGAUGCCUGGGUUAGGGGUAGGAGCAGGGACUGGGCAUGAGGGAAUUUCGGGGGUGAUAAAAAUGUCCUAAACCUGGAUUAUAGU